Molecule: messenger RNA, 2402 nt
Organism: Ictalurus punctatus (channel catfish)
Lineage: Eukaryota; Metazoa; Chordata; Actinopteri; Siluriformes; Ictaluridae
Gene: psg4
Product: sialic acid-binding Ig-like lectin 10
Exons: 8
Coding region: 276-1979 (567 amino acids)
Source: RefSeq, a predicted model, not a curated record
CACUUAGCCAUAAGUGUGUAUGUGUUUAAGCUUGAUUUUAAUAAAUACCUUUAUUUUAUUUAGUGUGUGUGUGUGUGUGUGUGUGUCUGUAUGUGUGUGUGUGUGUGUGUGUGUGUGUGUGUGUGUGUGUGUGUGUGUGUGCAUGGAAACUUGCAAGGAUUCUGAAGUUCCUGUGUGAAACCUAGUCAGAGAGGAAAAUGUUCCAUUACUGAUAACACACACACACACACACACACACACACACACACACACACACUCAGGCAGCUUGCUACAGUAUGAUCUUCAUCACGACUGCUGUGUUUGUGUGUUUGUGUUGGAGUGUGAGGGCGGGGCUAGUGCCCACCGUCCCAGACCACGUGUUUGCUGUGCAGGGCUCAUGUGCUCUGAUCUCCUGCUCAUUUCCAUCUGUGAAUGGUUCUGGUGUGGGCGUGGCCGUGCGGCUGAGGUACCGCCCCUCCAACCUGUGGACACGCCGUCAAACGGCCUUCAGCAGCGACGGGGCAGACCAGACCGAGAGCAAAUUCAAAGGGCGCAUUACCCUGAGUGGAGAUCUUAGCAUGGGAAACUGCUCCCUCACCAUCAAUGACAUCAGCACCAGCGACCCGGACACGUACGAGCUUGAGUUGAGGGAGCGCCGAGGGUCAUGGGGCAGAGCCACACGCAUCCACGUUUCUGUCACACGUGUCCCCGAGCCGCCGGCAUUGAGUGUCCCCUCCACGGUGGUGCUGGGGCAAACAGUGAUCCUGAACUGCUCAGUGAGAAUCAACUGCCCCUUGGCGCCCCCCCGCCUGCUCUGGGAGUGGGAGAGGGGGGGUGCAGAGGGGGCAGGAGAGGUCAGAGGAACGGAGAGGGUGCAGACUGAAGGUGGCUUGUCCUCAUUCAUCUCGUCUCUGUCCUUCACACCGUCUGAGCUGGUGAAGCCACGGAUCAGGUGUGACGCCCAUCACCAUGGUAACAGGAGGAGCAGUAGCUUCGCUGACAUAAACAUCCAAUUCCCCCCCAUGGAUGUGUCAGUGGAGGUCCACACGGUGCAGGUGAGGGAGGGGGGCAGUGUUCAGCUAGUGUGUGUGUGUAAAGCUGAUCCCCCUGUCAUCGAGUACCAGUGGUCUUACACACACUUGAGCAGUGUGUUGCCCCUCCACCAUCACACACACUCCAUUCGCUUACACAAUGUCACACGACACACACGUGUGCAGUGCACUGCCCGCAACGCCCUGGGACACGCAACAUCUCCGUACACUCAUCUCAAUGUGCAGUAUGCCCCUAUGAUUGUAGAGAAUGCAUCUGUGUGUGUGUGGGAUGCUCAGGUGCAGGAGUGUGUGUGUGUGGUGCACUCAAACCCACGUCCCCUCAUCACCUGGAGUGUAAAUGGCAGCGUUCCACCCCCCAGCUUCAACGUCACGUCCUCACACACACACCACACACUGCAGGAGACGCUGCGGGGACACACACACACCCCGCUAUCCAUCACCUGCUAUGCCUUCAACCAUCUUGGCAACGACACACACACACUGUGGCUUCAGAGAGGGGAAGGCAGUCUCAUGCAGCAUCUGAUGUCUGUGGGAUUCAGUGUUUUGCUCCUCAUCCUCCUCUUCAUCGCAGCCCCUCUGUUUGUGUGUUUGUGCCGCCGCAGAACUGGAAGAAGGAGGCGGGGGAUGGGCUGUGCCUCAGGUGUUUACCCCAGAGCUGUGAGUGUGUAUCAGGAGCGCACACCUCUGUACAUCAACUGCUCUGAGGUCACACACAUCUACACCAACGGGAGCUACCAACUCAUCUACCAGAACUGUACACCCUGUUUCAUCCGUACAACACAGACUCAUAAGAGACAGAGGAGAGGAGCCAGACGAGAGAGAGAUAGACAGAUUCCUGCAGGACAAAAGGAGAGAGAGAGACAGACGCCUGCCAGUCAGAUGGAGAGAGAGAGACAGCUGUCAAUCACUGCUGACUCUGACUCUGCCAUCUAUGUGGAAGUGAUCUGAUCUCCAUUUCUGUCCUGAAAUCGACUUCCAGAACCACUCUGAUAUCAUCUAAAGUACAUAGUGCACAUUGGCAGAUGGACUCAACCAAGGGAAGUGUUAAAACAGAACUGAAGUGACAUUUAAUGUAGGCAUAAUUAAUGCUAUAAGUACUAAUCCACCACAACACAAACCCCACCCUCACACAAACCCCACCCUCACACUAACCCCAGCCUCACAUAAACCCCACCCUCACACUAAUUCCACCCCAACACAAACCCCACCCUCACACUAAACCCACCCUCACACUCACCCCACUGUUAUAAAAGCUUUAUAACUCAUUAGCUCAUUAUUAAACAUUAAUAUAGCAUGUAUUAUCAUUUAUUAUAUUUUUCUAAUAUAUUUGAAUAUUUGGUUCUUAUGAAAGUAAAACCUUCACAACCUGAA